UAAACAUUAGUGUAUCAAGCCCUUGAUUGUAAGCACACCGGCUCUUUCACAUCAAUGGCAAUGAAAUCUAUUACCUUAAUCACCGUUUUGGUCGUCGUUUUAGCAGCAACACAAGCAAAAGCCCAACGACUCCCUGCAAUUCGUUUGUUUAACAUCACUGGAAAUGUAUUUUGUUCUGUGAAUGGCAGUAUUGCAGUUAACGGCACUGGCAUAAUCCCCCCUCCCUUCCCAAAUGCUCUAGUUCAACUGUCAUGUAACGGAAUUCUGAGAGGCUUAGCGAUAACAAACCGAGCGGGAACAUUCAACAUCGUUGUGAGUCCGAUUCAAGUUUCGCUCAACAACCUUUUAUCAUCUUGUAGGCUGGUUGUUGCUACACCGCUCUCCAAUUGUAACGUAACACUACCUUCAAAUGGAACUCUACAAGCCCCAAUACAACUCGCGGGGACAACAGUGAUUGGGCUUUUGAUUAACAUCACACAAUUCGUCGCGGGGGUAUUCCGACUUAUUGGAGCUCAGUGAUUCCAAAUUGCAUCUAUAUACUUACUAUAUGAAUAAAGGAAGAUGUUGACUUCUCUAAUAUCUUUCCAUUUCUAAUGUUUGUCAAUAUGUCUUAAGUAACAUGAUAUACCUAUAUAUUGAAUAAAUGAAGGAAGAUAUUGAUUAGUAUUAA
This is a messenger RNA of Helianthus annuus (common sunflower), 670 nucleotides long. Its product is annotated as phylloplanin. The record is from RefSeq and is a predicted model, not a curated record. NCBI's taxonomy places the organism in Eukaryota, Viridiplantae, Streptophyta, Magnoliopsida, Asterales, Asteraceae. The coding region runs from base 55 to 519 and encodes 154 amino acids. The transcript is spliced from 2 exons.